GAUCAGUGAUCAUCGUCAUUGUUUCCGUAUAGAAAUUAAUUAGGGUUUUACUCUUAGGGUUGCGCUCUCUAUUUCUUAUAUAGACAAAUAAGGUAUGGAAAAGGAGUUAUUUCCAAUUAAUAGCUAUUUUCCUUUUUCAAUGUGGGUUUCUAAAAUUUUAGUCAAUUUAGUUACUUUAAUUAAAAUAUUACGAAGAUAAAUACAUUGUUUUUAUUUUUUGCCUUUUACCGUAUAUACUAAAAGGAAAGUCGUUUUUUUUUCUAUAAAAGUUAUUCCCAAAAAGGCCAACAAGUCAACAAGAAUAACCUCAUAUGUGUAUUCAAUUGAGAAUUUUAGAUGAUUUGUAUUAAAAUGACAAAUUCACUAUUAUUCAAACAUGAAUUUUAAAAACUAAUUUAAAAUUCAGUAUUAUUAAACUUAACAUUUCGUAGAGUAUUCUAAAAUCUACAGUUAUUGAAAAAUUAUAGAGUUUUAAAGUUUUCCGGUUAUUUUAAGGUGUUUGGGUUGAGUUUCUUAGUUAAAAUAAUUAAAACUCAAAUUUCAUGAUUUUAGGUUAUAUUUUAGAGUGCUUUAACAAAAAUCAUAUAAAUCUCUGCAACUUAUUGAAAUCAUCUAAAACUUUAUUAAAAAUCAAAUCACCUUAGAUGUUAUAUUGAAUACACCCCUUUUAAAGAGGAUUUCGUUAAAAUGAUUCGCACAUACAAUAAAAUUACGUCACCAUGACCUAGCACAUACCAAUCUUGAAUUUUCAACAUCCUUAAUGAAGUGUUCUAACAGCAAGUAUACUGUAUACCAAGUGGGUAGCCUCACUGGAACUCUGAAAAUUCAAUAACAGCCUCUUGCUUGCAUCAUCUCCGUUACCUUUUUUCUAAUAACUUCAUCCCCUCUUCUGCACUCGGCAGUUUUAACAAAAUAGAAGUUUUAGUACUUUUGUUCUCGAGUUUGAUUUGGGAAUGCUGACAAUGGUACCGUGUGGAACAAGGGUAAACAUCACCAAUAAUAGAGUUCUAUAAUAGUCAACAAAGACCAUUAUUAGUAAGUACUAAAGGUCAAGAAAGACCCGCACUUGGAUCCCACUAGGAAGACUUUAUGGCAAUUAGUCCAAGUCAAGAAAGACUUUUAAGCUAACGCCGCUACCACGACGGCAAGACUUAUCGGUAAACAUGCAACUAUAAGAUAUAAGUAAACUGGACAGCUCCAAUGCCAAAUCAUAUUUUGAGUAAACACUUUCAUCUCAAAAGUUUUGGUGCGCGAUGGCCACAAUGUCCGGUUCGCAACUGCUUUUGAGUUUUCUCUCGGCACUCUUACUCCUCUGUCGUGUCUCUGUGUCGAGCAUCUUCAUUGUAGAAAACCCUGUUGUUGGUCUUUCUGCUUGUCAUCCCCACCAUAUCCAAGCCCUUACACGGUUCAAGAACGAGUUUGAUUCCAGUGUUUGCAACCAAACUGACUACUUCAAUGGAAUCCGGUGCGAUAACAAGACAGGCGAGGUCACUAAGCUACAACUACCGAGUGGCUGCCUCAGUGGAACUCUGAAUCCCAACAGUAGCCUCUUCCGUUUUCAUCAUCUUCGUUACCUCAAUCUCUCUUACAACAACUUCACCUCCUCUUCGUUCCCUUCAGGACUCGGAAAUCUCAACAAACUAGAGGUUUUAUCUCUCUCCUCUAAUGGCUUCAUCGGUCAACUUCCUUCAUCUUUUAACAACCUAAGCAUGCUUUCCUAUUUAGACCUUUCCCGAAAUGAGCUCGUUGGUAGUUUCCUAAAUAUACUUAACCUAACCAAACUCUCAUUUCUAGACCUUUCCAAUAAUCACUUCUCAGUUCUUGAACCCACCAGUAGUCUUUUUGGCUUGCAUCACCUUCGUUACCUUGAUCUCACUCUCAACAGUUUCACCUCCUCUUCCCUUCCUUCCAGCUUAGGCAAUCUCAACAAGUUAGAGAUCUUGGCUCUUUCCUCUAAUGGCUUCAUCGGCCAAGUUCCUUCCUCGUUUAGUAACCUAAGCAUGCUAACCUUGUUGUACCUUGACAAGAACGAGAUCACUGGCGGUUUCCCACUUAUAUGGAAUCUAGCCAGCCUCUCAAUCUUGGACCUUUCCAGUAAUAACUUCUCUGGAGCCAUUCCUUCUUCUCUCCUCACUAUGCCUUCCUUGUCAUAUCUGAAUCUUCGUGGAAACCAUUUCACAGAUCCUAUUAAAGUUCCUGAACCAUCUGCGUCAUCUCGACUUGUUGUCUUGUUCCUUGGGGAUAACCUUUUUGAAGGAAAGAUCCUAAAGCCUAUCUCAAAACUCACCACCCUCGAAUAUCUUGACCUUUCUUUCCUAAACAUAAGCUACCCAAUUGAUGUAAGGCUUUUCUUCACUCUCAAGUCAUUGUUGAGACUUGAUCUCUCAGGAAAUAGUCUGCUGGCAACCAGUAUAAGUUCAUCUUCCAACGUCACGAUGAACGUGGAGGUUCUGCUCUUCUCACGUUGCGGCCUGAGUGUGUUCCCAAACAUCUUAAGAACCUUUUUGAGAUUGGAGCAUAUAGACAUUUCAAAAAAUAAUAUCCAAGGGAAAAUCCCUCGGUGGUUAUGGAACCUUCCUCGCCUAAGCUUAGUGAAUCUUGGUAGCAAUUUGUUCAGUGGUUUCGAAGGUUCGACCAAAGUUCUAGGAAAUUCAUCAGUGCAAAUAUUAAUACUGGCUUUAAACCUUUUCCAAGGAGCGUUUCCUGUUCCACCACUCUCUAUCAACGUGUUGUCUGUACGGAACAAUGGUUUCACAGGAGACAUACCACUUUCAAUCUGCAACUUACCCUCUCUCGCUGUUCUUGAUCUAUCCUACAACAACUUCACUGGUCCAAUUCCUCAGUGUCUGAGUAAAUUGACGGAUCUGAAUCUCCGGAUGAACAACUUGGAAGGAAGUCUUCCGGACAUGUUCCACGUUGGUACCUCUCUGCGGGCACUCGAUGUUGGCUACAAUAAUAUCACUGGGAAACUUCCAAGGUCUCUACUGAACUGUUCCUCUCUACAGUUUAUAAAUGUGGACCACAACCAAAUCGUCGACACAUUCCCUCUCUGGCUCAAGACUUUACCCAAUUUGCAAGUCCUCACCCUUCGGUCAAACAGAUUGUUCGGUCCUAUAUCUUCUCCUGAUCAUGGUCCUCUUGCGUUUCCAGAGCUGCGGGUACUUGAAAUAUCGGAUAACAACUUUACCGGAAGCUUGCCACCAAGUUACUUUAUGAAUUGGAAGACAUCUUCACUCGAGAGGAAUGAAGAUGGGAGUCUAUAUAUGGGAUACAAAAAGAAAACUUCCAAAGAUGGUUACUAUAGUUAUGAGGAUACUAUAGAUUUGCAAUACAAAGGUCUAUUCAUGGAACAGAGCAAAGUCCUCACAUUCUACAGCGCUGUCGAUUUUUCUGGAAACAGAUUUGAAGGACAGAUUCCUGAAUCCAUUGGUCUCCUGAAGACACUGAUUGCACUCAACUUAUCCAACAACGCCUUCUCGGGCCAUAUUCCUUUGUCUUUGGCCAACGUUACAGAGCUCGAGUCAUUAGACCUGUCAGGAAACCAACUCUCUGGAACUAUCCCCAUUGGACUCGGGAGCCUGUCGUUUUUGGCAUACAUAAAUGUGUCUCAUAACCAACUCAAGGGUGAAUACCUCAAGGAACACAGAUUAUUGGACAACAUAAAUCUUCAUUUGAAGGGAAUGCAGGCCUUUGUGGUCUUCCUCUCCAGGAAUCUUGCUUUGCACCACCACCACAACAACAUAUUGAAGAAGACAAGGAAGAAGAAGAAGAAGUGCUGAGCUGGAAAGCAGUGGUUAUAGGGUUUGGACCAGGACUGUUGUUUGGAUUAGCAAUAGCUCAACUUUUUUUUUUCAUACAAGCUCAAAAAAUUGCUCGUUUAAAUUUAAGAGUAAUUGCAUCUCCUAUACACAGAUAACCAUGAUAUUUGCAAAAAUGGAAAAUCCACUUUUAUGAUGAGUUGUUUUUUUCUAAUAGCCAUUUUACCCCUACUCAUCUAAAGCAAAACAUACUCUUUCUUUCUUCUAAUUUUCGUGGUGUUGAAUUAAAUCUUUGUCUUUCUUAUCUCCAUUGUCAUGGAAGCAAUUUGAUGUAUUCGUUUAUCUCAAGAAUUGUGAUUCUUCUCUCUUUUUUUGUGUAUCUCCUUACAACUUUUUUUCUUCUGGAUUUUGUUCUUGGUUUCUCUCUUUUUAGAACUUCAUUUUUUCUGAUUCAUGCUAGAUCCAAAAGGUGUUGUUAGCUAUAGUGAUCGAGAUGGCUUUCUCUAAUAGCAACGGCUCUUAUGUCUAGUCCAUCGGAAGAGAAGAGAUAACAGCAAAAAAAAUGUGAUCGAAUGAUGAGAUUGAGGUUGUAGUCAACUGUUGAUUUUCACCACAAAGAGUAAAAAACAGUGAAGAUGAAUCAUAGGUCGAGGUGAGGAUGUAGGAAGUGUAAACCAUGUUUCCAGUGGAGAGAUCAGAUUUGGCAGAAAAUCUUUACUGGUGAUGUCGCACAUCAAAUAAGAAUUAUAUGUUGUUUAGGAAUUAAAAUUAAUAUUAAAAAUAGUUAUACUUAUAAAGUUAUAUCCGGCUAAACAACUAUUUUAAUCAUAUGUAUUGCGAUUUGUUAAAGAGUUAAUUAUAUGUUUAGCCGAACACAUAAUCUAGUCAUUUGUUUAUCCGAAUUGAUAAAAAAUAACAACCAUCAAUUGAUCAAAUAGUCGGUAAAUAUAAAUUACAUACCAGCUAACAAGUAAAAUGUCCAGAUAAAUCAUAAUAUAACAAUACUAAUUUAAAAAUUAUCCAUAUAAAUUAGAGUAUAUCCAGCUAAUUUAAAAAUUAUCCAUAUAAAUGAGAGUAUAUCCAGCUAACUGACAUAGUUACUACAUACUAAGGAGUUUUGUAACAAGGCUAGUGAGUGUGGAUGGUCCAAGUACAAGAUGUUUCAAGCCGGUAGUUCUCAUAAAGGACACAUAAACUUUCAGUUGUGUGUAUCAAGAAGAAGACGAUAAUGGCAAAACCGGAGUUUCUUUGUGUAAAGAUCUUAUGACUAACAAGUAAAAUAUCCAGAUAAAUCAGAAUAUAACAAUACUAAUUUAAAAAUUAUCCAUAUAAAUGAGAGUAUAUCCAGCUAAUUUAAAAUUAUCCAUAUAAAUGAGAGUAUAUCCAGCUAACUCACAUAGUUACUACAUACUAAGGGGUUUUGUAACAAGGCUAUUGAGCAAGGAUGGUCCAAGUACAAGAUGGAUCAAGCCGGUAGUUCUCAUAAAGGAGCCGAUGAGAAAUUUUCAAUUAUGUGUAUCAAGAAGAAGACGAUCACUACAAGAAAACGUAAUUUUAACGAGGAAGUUUAACGAGGAAAAAUAAUCCUCGUAAAAAAACGUUGAUUUUGCGAGGAAAGUACGUUGAGAAAGAAAAGCAUCGUUAUUUCGUCGUAAGCUAACGACAAAAAAUAUUCGUCGUAAAGACGAUGUAAAUUAACGUGGCUUUUACG
Molecule: messenger RNA, 5469 nt
Organism: Brassica rapa (field mustard)
Lineage: Eukaryota; Viridiplantae; Streptophyta; Magnoliopsida; Brassicales; Brassicaceae
Product: receptor like protein 23
Molecular function (GO): protein binding
Source: RefSeq, a predicted model, not a curated record